AUGGUGCUCCGCUGCUUCGGGCGAGAACUCCGCUAUUAUUAUUAUUAUUAUUAUUAUUAUUAUUAUUAUUAUUGUUAUUAUUAUUAUUAUUAUUAUUAUUAUUAUUAUUAUUGUUAUUUUUAUUAUUAACAGGCAACAAAAAUGUGCGAGUUGUUUAGCAAUAUUAUGCUGCAAAACGAGCUGGAAAGUGAAGUAGCGCGGUUUAUCACCCAUUUUCAAGCCUGUCUUCCAACAAGUUAUUUGCUUGAAUACUAAAUUUUGAUUGGAUAAUUUUACACGGCAAUCACUCCAUACACGGGACAUACGUCACUUGACAAUGCCGCAAACGUUUGCUAAGGGCCGGUAAAACAGGAAACCUGUACAGAUUUUGUUGCAAAGUAGUGGAACUACUCGCUACACUGCAUUUUUGCAAUCUACAACAACCUGAUUUGUUGCAAGACAAAUCAGGUUCCCAGCAAUUAAUGUUGCAAAUCAAGUUGCACAUUUUCAAUCCCCGUUUUACCGUACCUUUACAAAUCUGAUCUGUCUAAAUCAGAUAAAGAUAACACGAUAAGAUAACACAGCGAGUUCGAAAAUUCACCGUUUACAGCGAAUUGUCAAAGUUUAUCCCUUUAAUGAUAGUUUUAACGUUUUUCCCUUGAAUGUUUGUAGUUGCCCAUCCGCUAUCGUAGAAUUAUUCACAAAUUUAACUCAUUAAUACUUUUACUUUCUGUAGGGAUUUGUGGAACAACACGAUCGAUGAGCUUCCGCCUGGGAUAUUUUCAAAUUUGUCAUCGCUAAAGUACUUGUAAGUAAAUCGUGGAUUUCUUUGUCUAGAGUAUCAUUUUAUAUGAAUCUCUUAAAAGGAUCUGAAGACCUUUCAUGGUACCUGGGGGAUUGGGGAGACAAGAAAGGACUGACUUUCCUUGAUGUGUCCACGAUACCAAUACUAUAGCUUGUUCCUACAAAGGGGAAAUCACUUGAGCAUCCUUCUAUGUCACAGACAUCCCAGGCCCAGCCAUCAUAGGCCUCUAGACUUCUACUGAUUUGAGUCUAUUCAUAUUUUCUAAAACUUCACCACACCCUGCAACGAUAAGAAGAAGAAAUAACCUAUGAAAAAGACAAACGGUACCACGUGAUCAGUAAUAUGAGUCUCGCUAGAAGCACUAUUUCUGCCUCUCCAGUUUACCACUAAAUGUUGCCAAAACGCUCUAAUAUACAAGAAAAUAUUUAUUUUCUUAAAUCAGUGAUCCUUAACUUGUUCAAGCGCGUUCUAUUGACAUAAGUUGCUACAUUCUAUAUCUGGAAAAAAGACGCGCGUGACCUAUGGCGCAUGCGCAUAACAAUUUAAUAAAUUUCUGCUAAUUAUUUUAUAACACAGGCCUUGUAUUGUUGACAGGCUUAACGAACUGGCUCCCGAGAGGAAACUGAAAUGCAUGUUUACUUUUCCUCUGAGCACGAUACAGGGCGAAACGAUACCGGUUACAGAACAUAAUCCAACUUAACUGGAAAAUGAGAGUUGCAACGCUUAUUACUUGAUGGUUGAGGACCAGGUAAAAACAUUUAAUGAUUUCCUUUAUUCUAAUGUACAUUAACUUCAUUUAUUCUCCUGUAGGAAUCUGGCAAGUAACGAGAUCAAAGAGCUCCCGUCAGGGACAUUUUCAAAUCUAUUUUCCUUGCAAACCCUGUAAGUGAACAACGCACUUUUUCUUUGUUUAUUACACUGGACGAAAAAACGGAUUUACCUCUAUAGCAAAUUUGGAGCAAACCAUCUGCUAAUGCCACAUUUGCUUAACUUUGCUCAAUUUUGCCUCAUGACGUAGGACCAAAUUUGCCAUAAUUUUGCAUUAAUGGCAAAGGUGGUAAAUGCCGCAUUUGCCUCAAAUUUGCCCCGUGUGUAAAAACAAGGGUAACAUUUACUUUAUCAAGGCAUUUACAGGGGUGUCAAAAUUGAUAGCAAAACUGACAUUUGCCAGGUUUUUGUGCCCAAAUGGGCAAAAGCGAUCAAAGAUGAAUUUUUGAACGCUUUUGCUCUCUAUAGCAAAUUCGGUCAAAGUAGUAAUUUCUCACAUUUUUGCUCAAUGUAGCAAAAGUGACCUAAACUCAUUUUUAACAGUUUUGCCCAGGAUAGUAAAUCUGAGCAAAAAUUCACCUUAUUUGUGUUUCGCACAGUGUAGUAAAUGAGUUCAAAUUAUCACUUCUUCCAUAUCUUUGCUCAGUGUGGCAAAUAUGAUCAAAAUAGUCGUUUGCCACUGUUCUGCUCAGGGUAGCAAAUUUGGCCAAAUACCACUUUAUUCUCAAUUUUGCUCAGGAUGGCAGAUAUGAACAAAACAGUAGUUUCCCACACUUUUCCCCAUUGUAGCAAAGUUGGUCAAAUAUCAGUUCUUCUGUAUCUUCGCUCCGUAUGGAAAAUAUUGCCAUGAUAGCGGUUUUCCAUACUUUUAAGUCAAGUAAACAAGGCUGAUUAAAAUAUCACCUUUUUACACUUUCGCUCAAGAUAGCAAAUUUGAUCAAAACAUCAGUAUCCACAUGUUUCUUAUUUUUACUUGAUACCAUAAAUGACUGACAAACAAUUUAGACACCAACCAACACUUCAAGAAUAAAAUGACUUUAUUAUCUUUAAUAUACACUGUACAAUAAAAAGUAAGAUAAAUAAAAAGAAAGUUCCAUUGGCCUCUGAAAGGGCACUGCAUGUACCACAAAAUAUAUGCCUUUGAAUAAAAAGCACAUACAAUGUGAAACUAACUAAAUUCAUACGUGUAUAAGAAUGUACAUUGGGUUUGAAAGUACAAGUCAACACUAGCUGGUUCAUAAUUAUCUAAGGUUGGUACAGGUAAAACGUAACUCUAUUUGAGAGGUAUACUUUAAAUAUACUUUUUCUAGAUUCAAUUGCUACUAUUGGCAAAUGGUCGUACGAUAACGCGUACACAUCACUUCCAAUGUAGGUGUGACAUCCUUACUAAUGAACAGAACAUCAACCACAGGAAAUAAAAUUAGCCUCAAAUUAUUAUGAUAACCGAUAUUCCUCUAAUAAUUAUUUAUAAGAACUCGUUUUCACCUGAUAAAUAUUAUCCACUACCCAAAAUAGGCCGUGAAUAAUAUUAAAUAGUGUAUGUAGUGCUAUUCACUGACCCAAAGGUGAGAUACAUCUGUAUGAUUCAUUUUUAACCAAAUCAGUUAUAUAAAAAUAUUUCUUGUAAAUAAAAUGUGUCACUAUGCGAAAGCUCUGUGCAUUUCUAUGAUUUGGGUACAACUUCGAUAUAUUUUUACCCAGCAGUUUAUUCAUUUUGUCACCUUUCUAGCAUGUACAUGUAUUUUAUUUUACAGGUGCUUCAUUUACUGCUAAACUUCUAAAACUAGCAUGAAAUGACACCCCAAUUUUACCCUUAUCCUAUAGGUAGCAGAAAGUUUUUCAAGUUAUGGAAGCAAAUCUGCUAUCCACUGAUUUGGUUAAAUACUUAUAUUAUUAUUAUUAUUAUUAUUAUUAUUAUUAUUAUUAUUAUUAUUAUUAUUAUCAUUAUUAUUAUUAUUAUUAUUAUUAUAUCACUGUAAAUAAUAUGAUUCGGUGA
This is a messenger RNA of Porites evermanni, 3548 nucleotides long. The record is from the annotation of a GenBank genome assembly. Lineage: Eukaryota; Metazoa; Cnidaria; Anthozoa; Scleractinia; Poritidae.